GCGGCGGGAGGCGGAUUUUGGGGCAGAGCUUGGAGCCCUCAGCCCAGCGCCGCCUUCUCCCGUCCCGCCGCUUCCUGAGGGGCUUCGGUCGCUCGGCAUGGGGCUGCUGGCCCAGCUGGCCCGCGGGCUGGUGCGGGGCGCUGACCGCAUGUCCCCGUUCACCAGCAAGCGCGGCCCCCGGAGCCACAACAAGGGCCGCGGGGCCAAGAAGCUGGGCGUGCUGACCGCCAACAAGAAGUUCCUCCUCGUCAAGGAGAUGGUGCCGCAGUUCGUCGUCCCCGACCUGGCGGGCUUCAAGCUGAAGCCCUACGUCUCGUACCGCGCCCCCGAGGGCUCCGAGCCGCCGCUGACGGCCAAGCUGCUCUUCAGCGAGGUGGUGGCGCCCCGCAUCGAGAAGGACGUGAAGGAAGGCGCCUUCGACCCCAACGACCUGCAGAAGUACGGCUUCGAGCCCACGCAGGAAGGCAAGCUCUUCCAGCUCUUCCCCAAGAACUACGUGCGCUAGGGAGCGAGCAGGGGGCUGCCCGCAGCCGCUGCCGCGAGCUGUGGUGGGAGAGACUUGGCCUGCGCCCGCAAAUCUGGGACUGUUUCUUUCUGUGGGCAUUAAACGCUGAUCCUACUGCUUUGUCUUUCUGCAAUGUCUGAUUUAAAUCGCGGUGGGGGAACUGACAGCUUGUUCCCCAUCAGUGAGCAGGGAAAUUGUUAGUUGGCUUGCACAGUAUGUAUAAUUGCACGUGUGGGUGUCCUGCUCUCAGACAAGAUAUGAUUGACCACAUGCAGGUAAUCGCAGGAGGGAGUUUCUCUCCAGGCCGCAGAAGCAAAUGUGCCUGACCUGCAGGUACGAGGGAGGGCUCCUCUGCCUCUGGGAGAGUCUGGAGCUGUGGAAUGAGCCACUUCGAGACAAAGCGUCCCUGGUCAGUACUGCCACAGCUCUGCUGCAAGUCGCAAGCACAGCCAAAAGCAGAAUGCUCAAAUUAAUUUCUCCAUAGCUAAAGGGAAAGGUUCCCCUAAAACAGGGAUAGGACCUCUAACAAAGCCUUACCCUAAGCUCUCGGAGCAGGAGCUGUAGCUUAUAUUGAAUGUCACAAUUAUUCCAGACCUUCCCAAGACUUAAAACUACCCUUCUGAAGUAAAUCAAGAUAUGGUUAAUGGUUACAGUGCCUGUUCCUUAGCAGUGCAGGUGCUUGACCUUUGAAGAUAGAUGCUUAAAUUUGAAAUACAUCUCAAGAACUGUCUUUGACAUAGAUUCCUGAAAGAGCUAUGCUUUACAACUCAUAAAAUGAAACACGUACAGGCAGCACUUAAGAGUUAUAUGCAGCUGCUUAUGAAGU
This is a messenger RNA of Oxyura jamaicensis (ruddy duck), 1331 nucleotides long. It is a transcript of the gene MRPL41, whose product is annotated as mitochondrial ribosomal protein L41. NCBI's taxonomy places the organism in Eukaryota, Metazoa, Chordata, Aves, Anseriformes, Anatidae. The coding region runs from base 98 to 505 and encodes 135 amino acids. Gene Ontology annotation, biological process: translation. Gene Ontology annotation, molecular function: structural constituent of ribosome. The record is from RefSeq and is a predicted model, not a curated record. The transcript has a single exon. Gene Ontology annotation, cellular component: mitochondrial large ribosomal subunit.